UCUUUUUUUUUUUCAUUUUUUUUUCCUCUUCAUUUUACUUCCGUUUGUAUGCGUUUCCAUUCUCUUUUUUUUUCCCCAUCGACCUCGCGUGCAUUUCGAUGAGAAGAAAGAGAGCAACUCCGCGCGGGACCGACGGUCUUUACGCCACUGAAUGAGGGACGAUCAGUCGUGGUGCAGGUGCCAGAAAGAGUAUGCAUGCUGGCGAGUGAUCGUUAGACAAGGACGAGCGCAGCGGUCGCGGGAGUGGGCAGGAAACGGUUCGGUUCGGACUAUGUAAGACGACGAGGCGGCGGCCGAGGGGUCCGAUCGAGUCGAGUUUCCAUCGAGACCGGAGUAGUGUCCGAUCGGCCGUCGCGGCGCGUGGAGCUUUCCGCCGUUCGCGAUCUGUUCGCUUCGUCCAAGAUCGUAGGGUACAAUUAAUCAGCGAAGAACCUGGUACAAUCAGAAGCUUCGUCCAUAGGCUAGACCACCGUGAACGUCUCGAUUGUCCGCGCGAAAGAGCCUUCGUGAAUUGGAGAACGGGACAUCCUCGAGAAAAAGUGCAAGAUUGAGAUGAAUCCCGUGGUCGGCAGAAACGCGCGAUUGAGAGAGGUAGUGAAGUGGUGACGCGAGGUAAACUCUACCGCGACGUCGGUGUCUUGCGCGGAUUUUACUCUCGAUACUUUACUCGUGUGUGCUUGAGGCGAUCGCUUCGGUGAUCGGUCUUACCAGCAUUAUAAAAUCCUAGAAAAAGAAGAAGAGAACAAGAUAGGAGAUCCUUUUCUUGUAAUAUCGUUAUCGAUAUAGCAAUUCAACGACAUACGAAAUGGAGAACACGGCGACGUCCAAUGUUCUUCUGAUGUCGAAGAUCGGCGCGAUGGUCGGUCUUGGCUUUGGUUCCCUCGCACUGGGAACGCUGCCGUUGAUGGUAGGACGUUACAGGGCUAAGAAGCGACUUCGCCAGAAACGUCACCAGAAACGCCACCAGGCGAUCUCUUUCAACCAUUCUAGCACCUCCACGUCCACUUCAGCGUCCGAUACUUCUUCGCCGAACGUCGAUUCGGCCUCCGCGGCGAAUAAACAAGGUCUCUUGACGUCGCUCUUGCUCUGCUUCGGCGGCGGCGUGCUCCUGUUCACGACGUUCGUACACCUGGCACCGGAAGUUCGUGCUAGCGUAGAGACACAUCAGUCGAAUAAACAGCUGCCCGAUUUGGGUUCUCUCGGUCUGGCUGAGUUGCUCUUCUGCGGUGGUUUCUUCCUCGUUUAUCUGGUCGAGGAAGCCGUGCAUGCCGCCCUUACCGGCAAACCCGAAUCUUCGGAAGCGUUACUCUACCGGACAGUAUCGGUGCGCAGAUGCAACAACAAUCAGACGGGUCCAUCAAGUUCAUCGGUGAUGUCGAAUGGCUCGAUCACCACCGUAUCCACGACGACCAAGUCCACCAUGUGGAAAGACAUCAAUGAUACCGAGGACAACAAGGAUCGAGUAAACCGGCUGAAACUCCAGAUCGAUGAUUCUCGCGACCAGACAGGCAAGGACGACAAAGUACUGCCGCCUAUAUUCGUCCUGCCUGUCGGGUUAUCAAACGAAGAACAUCAAGUUGUUCGGAGACAUUCUGAUCUAGAAUUAGCAAUGCCUGAACUAAAUUAUUCGAUCAAUCACAAUUAUUCUCAUGAUGAUGAUGAGGAUGAUCAUCAUCAUCAUCAUCAUCGUCAUCAUCACGGCGUGGUACAAAACACCUCGGUACAAGGACUAUUGACUGUGCUCGCGUUGUCCUUUCACGCGAUAUUCGAGGGUCUAGCGGUAGGUUUGGAACCAUCUAUCAGUUCGGUUGCAUAUCUGGCUGCCGCUAUCGCGACCCACAAAUUGGUGAUCUCCUUUUGCGUCGGAAUGGAGCUCUACGUGGCCGGCGCGUCGACCAAGACCACCCUCGGUUACCUGUCAAUCUUUUCCAUGGUUACUCCGAUUGGGAUCGCCGUGGGACUCGUCCUUGAUCAUUUCAAGAACGACAGCGAGAAUUUGGGGCCCACACCCACCAUACUCCAAGGCAUGGCGGCUGGUACCCUACUUUACGUGGUAUUCUUCGAGGUGUUAGCACGGGAGAGGGCAAACGAGAAGAGCGGCUUGCUGCAGCUAGUUGCAAUCAUUAUUGGCUUUACGCUGAUGUUGGGUCUACAGAUCGCCACUGCUCAUUCCCACUCACAUGGUGGCAAUGGCCACGGACACUCACACGGUGGCCAUGGACACUCGCAUGAUUGCCAUGGAAGUUCGCCCAACCAUACGGAGAUAGAAGAACAAGAUGAUCACGAUCAUGAUCACAAUCACAAGCACGACGUAGUCACAGGGGUGAUCGACAAAGUGACCGACAGCAUCGCCGAGGUCCUCACUAAUGCCCUCACGUCCUCGACGACGCCGUUGACGAUGGCACAGAGGAAUAAUGUAAACGAGACCAGCCCGUUGCAUCCUCAGCGCAGUUAGGGAACCGAUCUUUGGGUUCCCGUAAGUUCCAAGUUCCACGAAUGAAUUCUCACCGGCAAGAGAUUUCAGCGCAACCAGAUCUCUCGGGAAACUCGAAGAUCUCGAGAUGGCGAUAAUGCCUUUACUCAGGGGACUCUUUUCGCAAUUUUUUUUAUCAUUUAGCAAAGACAAUGAAAUAUUGAGGCAAGAAGAAAAUCGGCGUCGGCCUGACUUUUUAAUGUGUGAAUCUACACAUCGAUUGGCUGGACCUGUUAAUGUAUGUGGUGCAAAUAGGAAAACUUGCUAUGUUCGAUAAGACGGCCUUUCAUUGCUGCAUUGACUGGGAACGGCGUGAUGGAAUAAACUUUCUGGAUUUCCGAUCUUUCCGUUGAUUUAUCGCGACAAACAUCCCGAAGAAUUUUUCGCUCAAAGUAGCGAUAAAAAAAAUACGUUCAUGCGCCGAUAUAUUGUAUCCGAGUUUAUUUUUUUAGAUGUGUAAUAGAGAGUAAGUUAAUACGUAGUGCAUGAUUAUUUAAAUGCCUUCAAGACUUAUUGUUAGAUACUCCGAAGUAUCAAAAGUAUUUAUUGAUGAAGGCAUUCUCCAGAAGAGUCUAAAUAAUUCUUGAUAAUAAUACAGAAAAAGGAUGCUGAGCUUAUUGCGAGAGUCGGUCUAUCAAUUUCCUAAAUAUUCAACGAAUCCAAACA
This is a messenger RNA of Cyphomyrmex costatus, 3139 nucleotides long. Its product is annotated as protein zntB. The record is from RefSeq and is a predicted model, not a curated record. Gene Ontology annotation, cellular component: plasma membrane. Lineage: Eukaryota; Metazoa; Arthropoda; Insecta; Hymenoptera; Formicidae. Gene Ontology annotation, molecular function: zinc ion transmembrane transporter activity. The transcript is spliced from 3 exons. The coding region runs from base 806 to 2455 and encodes 549 amino acids. Gene Ontology annotation, biological process: zinc ion transmembrane transport.